Messenger RNA from Loa loa (African eye worm), 297 nucleotides. RefSeq lists its product as hypothetical. The transcript has 2 exons. Bases 1 to 297 code for a protein of 98 amino acids. NCBI's taxonomy places the organism in Eukaryota, Metazoa, Nematoda, Chromadorea, Rhabditida, Onchocercidae. The record is from RefSeq and is a predicted model, not a curated record.
AUGCUUGAUAAUGCAAAUAAUGGACGUCCUGAAUGUCAUUCUGCUCUAAUUGCUCACGAACUGUCGCAACUCAACAUCGACAUUGUUGCUCUCAGUGAAGAGUUAGCUUCAUGGUUAAAAAGUCCAUCGCUUCUAAACUCGAAAAUCCGCCGACAGAUCAUUCCGAUCACGCCUCCCACUACACAACAAGCAACAAGUUCUCUCAUGCUCCAAUUCUGCAAACUGACCUUGUGGAAAAAAAAAAAACAGAUUCUAUACCAAUCUAUGCCGUUUUAUCCAAAAGGUUCCUUCAUAUGA